This is a messenger RNA of Mollisia scopiformis, 1830 nucleotides long. Its product is annotated as glutamyl-tRNA amidotransferase-like protein subunit B. The record is from RefSeq and is a predicted model, not a curated record. Lineage: Eukaryota; Fungi; Ascomycota; Leotiomycetes; Helotiales; Mollisiaceae. The transcript has a single exon. Gene Ontology annotation, molecular function: glutaminyl-tRNA synthase (glutamine-hydrolyzing) activity. Gene Ontology annotation, biological process: mitochondrial translation; glutaminyl-tRNAGln biosynthesis via transamidation. Bases 1 to 1830 code for a protein of 609 amino acids.
AUGGCGCGAUUCGCCCCAGCCGUUCUUCAAAGAUACCUGUUUGGAGGCCAACUUCUAGUCAGGGGAUGUCUUCGACAUAUGAGACAUGCUCCGCAGACUGCACCAUCUUUGUAUUCCCAGAGAUAUCACACAACUCAAAUCGAGAACACAAGCUCUGCCAACGCCCCAGACAUUACGAUUCCGUUUCGAAAACAGUUGAAGGACGAGGCAAAGCAGCGGAAAGCGGAUGAGAUUGGAAAGAAACCGAAGAGAGAUAACCAGAGAUUGGACAAUUGGGAAUUGACGGUCGGAAUCGAAAUACACGCCCAAUUGAACACAGAACGCAAACUAUUCUCCCCUGCCACAUCGACAAUCAACGAUGCCCCCAAUACUCAUGUCGCACUCUUCGAUGUUGCCAUACCCGGCUCCCAACCGACAUUUCAGAAAGAGACAUUGAUACCCGCAGUGAGAGCUGCUUUGGCGUUGAAUUGUCACAUCAAUAAGACAAGUCGCUUCGAUCGCAAACAUUACUUCCACUGGGAUCAACCUACGGGAUACCAGAUUACACAGUACUACGAACCGUUUGCGAAGGAUGGCUACGUUACUUUGUACGCCCAGGAUGGGCUUGCUAGGGAAGAUGGCGAAAAGAUACAGAUUGGCAUCAAGCAAAUACAGAUGGAACAGGACACAGCUAAGACAAUGUCUCAACCUGGAGAUGUUCACCUGCUGGACUUCAAUAGGGUCGGCCUGCCAUUGAUCGAGAUUAUCACACUCCCAGAAAUACACCAUCCUAGCACCGCUGCUGCAUUGGUCCGGAAAGUGCAAACCAUUCUUGGAGCUGUCGAUGCUUGUGUCUUGGGUAUGCAAUCAGGAGGGCUACGAGCUGACGUCAAUGUCUCAGUGCGAAGGCGUGAUGCUGUUGGAGGUCACGAAUAUGGUGGUGUACACGGCCUCGGUCAGCGUACCGAGAUCAAGAAUCUGAGCAGUUUCAAAGCUGUCGAAGAUGCCAUCAUCGCAGAGCGCGACCGUCAAAUCGAUGCACUUGAAGCCGGAGAGGUUAUCGAAGGCGAGACACGAGGAUGGACUAUUGGAAGCACUGAAACGAAAAGGUUGCGAGGUAAAGAAGGAGAAGUUGAUUACAGGUACAUGCCAGACCCAGAUCUAGCCCCAGUUGUUAUUGGAGAUGAUCUCAUCGACCAUCUGAAGGAAACUAUGGGCGUCCUUCCAGACCAGGAGAUCGAGACUUUGGUCGAGCAAUAUGGCCUCACAGCCAAGGAUGCUAUGUCAUUGAUUUCUCUCAAUGAUGGAGGCCGCGCUGAGUACUUCUACAACACCGUUGAGUCAUAUCUUCGGAACAAUCCCGAUGAGGAUAUGAGCAAAGUAGGCAGGUUGUGUGGAAACUGGGUAUUGCAUGAAAUGGGCGGUCUAUCUCAUCUUGAUGCAAGUGAGGAAAAUCCUCUGAAUUUUACAGAGGCAGGAAGAUGCUUGAUCACAACAGGCAAGUUGGCUCACCUAUUAGAUCUUCUGGGCAAGAGCAAGAUUACUGGGAGGACGGCUAAGAAAGUCCUCAACGAAGUGUUUGAGAGCGCUCUCCGCAAAGUUGACGAGACUCCCCAAGAGAUCAUUGACAGACUUGGAUUGUGGUUUCAGCCACUAUCUGAUCAAGAGUACGAUGAAUUGGCAAAGAGUGUACUUGAUAUCGAUAUCGUCAACCAGAUCUUGGCAGGCAAGAUUGGGAAGAUCAAUUUUUUGGUUGGCCAAAUGAUGAGGAAGGACGCUGAUGGUAGAGUCGAUGCACAACAAGCCACAGCGGUUCUUCAGAGGCUUAUCGAAGAAUAUAGGACGAAUUAA